AUGCUUCACCGUCCAAUGCGCCAACACAGACGGAAAAUUUCUAUCUAUCUAUCUAUCUAUCUAUCUAUCUAUCUAUCUAUCUAUCUAUCAGCCUAUAUUCUAUUUUCCACAACCUCCCUUCAUUCACUUGCAUUCCUAAAUCCACUCCCCAACUCGCUUCUCUUCCUAAACCAAACCUCCUUUCUCUCAUUUCUCGUCCUUAAACCAAUCUCUCGAGACCUCUCUCUUCCUAAUGCCAAAUUAUUUUUUUAUUUCUCUCCUCUUAAAGUCAUACGCCAUUAUCUUCUUAAACCCAAUCACUUUUUUUUCCAUUUUUCCCGAAAGACAUACUUUUCUAUUCCUACAGCCAGCCUAAUUUCUAUUUCUCUUCUCCUAAAGCCACCUCACUUCUCUUCCAAAAUCCAAACACACUUUCUCCAAUUUUCUUCCAGUUCUCUUCCUAAAGCCAACAUAAUUUCUUUUACCCCCCUAAAGCCAACCUCACUUCUCUUCCGAAACCCAACCACACUUUUUCCUCUUUUUUUCCGGAAGCCAUACCUUUCUGUUCUUAACGCCAACCUAAUUUCUGUUACUCCCCUUCUAAAGCCAACCUCACUUCUCUUCCUAAUUCGAAAUACUCUUUUUCCACAUUUCUUCCAGAAGCCAUCUCUUUCCCUUCUUAAAGCCAACCUAAUUUCGAUUUCUCUCCUCCUAAAGUCACCCUCCCUUCUCUUUUUAAACACAAUUUCUCUUUUCUCACCUAUCUUUGUAAACACAAGCUACUUCUUCAUUUUCCAACCUAACUACCUUGCUCUUGCAUUUUGUAAUCACUUGCAUCUAUCUAUCUAUCUAUCUAUCUAUCUAUCUAUCUAUCUAUCUAUCUAUCUAUCUAUCUAUGUUAACAGCUUCCUAGUCUAA
Acanthosepion pharaonis is the source of this 897-nucleotide messenger RNA. The record is from the annotation of a GenBank genome assembly. NCBI's taxonomy places the organism in Eukaryota, Metazoa, Mollusca, Cephalopoda, Sepiida, Sepiidae.